Molecule: messenger RNA, 817 nt
Organism: Gracilinanus agilis (Agile Gracile Mouse Opossum)
Lineage: Eukaryota; Metazoa; Chordata; Mammalia; Didelphimorphia; Didelphidae
Product: R3H domain-containing protein 2-like
Exons: 4
Coding region: 188-817 (209 amino acids)
Source: RefSeq, a predicted model, not a curated record
GCCAGGGAGGAGGGCUCAGAAUGGCUCAGCAUCCCAUGGGCUCUCUGGUGUGGGAGCAGCCCUGGGGCCGCAGUGGCUUGGCUCUCCUCUCCGGGGUGGUUAGCAGGCCUAGCAGGGCGCUUCUCCUCGGUACCCACUUGCUUUCCCUGUCUUAGGAGUGUCACCAUCUGGACCAGGUGUGGUGGUCAUGCAGCUGAAUGUUCCCAGUGUUCCCAAUGGUUCCCAGGCCCCACAGACCCCGUCGAUGGUCCAGUGGAGUCACUGUAAAUACUACAGCAUGGACCAGCGGGGGCAGAAGCCUGGAGAUCUGUAUAACCCUGAGAGCAGUCCCCAGGCCAACACCCAGAUGAACAGCCCUCUCACAUCUCCCACUCAGUCCCCAACUCCUUCUCCGGUCACCAGCCUCAGCAGCGUCUGCACAGGACUCGGCCCUCUUCCUGUCCUCACACAGUUCCCCCGACCUGUUGGCCCGGCUCAGGGUGAUGGGCGCUACUCUCUCCUGGGCCAGCCGUUACAGUACAAUCUGUCCAUCUGUCCACCCCUGCUCCAUGGCCAGUCGACUUACUCAGCACACCAGGGACAGACUGGAAUAAAGCACGGAAACCGGGGGAAGAGGCAGGCCCUCAAAUCUGCCUCCACCGACCUGGGGACGGCCGAUGUCGGUGAGUGUCUGUGCAGCCGGCCCCGAGGGCCCCCGGCCUCCAGGCUCCCGGGAGGAGGGAGGAGACGGGACAGGCGCAGGGUCUCGGCGUCCCUCUUUGCCUGGCUGCCAGGAGAGGCUGAGGAGCGGCCCAACAGAGUGGCCUUCCUCCUUUAA